UACAACAAUGACUUGCUGCGUGUGAAGGCUUAAGAAAACCUUAUUUAAAAUGUUCAAUAUACUCAAGGGUUUUGAUGCUCAAGCAGCAUCAAACUAUAUCAACCCCUAUGCUGUGGAUGUAAUUAGGGCAAAGAGAAGGGAUCUAGUUUAUGGGAUCUCACAUACUGAGGAUCUACUGGAUCUUCUCGUCACAGAGGGGGUCAUGACAGCAGCAAAGAGAUCCAUCAUCUUGACCAUUAGGACUCGCACAGAUCAAAACUCCAGGGUCCUGGACAUCCUGGAGGCCAGAGGUGAAAGGGCAUGUCGGAAAUUCUUCCAUCCGUGUCUUAUGCUGGCAGAACCCGACCUCUAUCGGCGAAUCAAGACCUAUGUGUGUGGUGUGAAUGAACGUAUUCGAGACACAAGGAGACAGCUGAUUGGAUAUUUGCUGGAGAGGGACCAGGAGGGGAUGGAUAAAGUUACUGAUAGAAUUGUCACUCAGAAGACUCAUACUUUAUUUGCCACCAAAGAAACUAAGAAAUCUAGCCCUGAAAAGGAAGACAGAAGCACUGUGUCAAAAUCAGAGGAGCAUAAACCAGCACAAAGUAAAUCAGAUAAUUUCAUCCACAUGAUUGCUGCAGAUGGAGAGCUAGUACUGCUGGAGGAGCUGUUAGAAGACACUGAUAUUAACAUUGUGAAUUCCUCCAAUGAGACUCUGUUACAUAUAGCUGCUGAGUUUGGUCACCUGUCCAUCAUUGAGCUCUUGAUCCGUGAAGGAGCCAGACUGGACCUGCAGGAUAUUAAGGGUCACACAGCUCUUCAUAGAGCAGCCAGCAAGGGUCACACUGAGGCAGUCAGGGCUCUCAUACAGGCUGAGGCACCCAUCUACACUCAGGAUCUACAAGGCAAAACCCCCGUUCACCUGGCAGCGGAAAAUGAGCAUCUGAAUUCUGUGAAAGUCCUGGUGAAGGAGGAGAACAAACGGUCUGAGAGCUACAUGCAGGACAUGUUUCUUCACACGGCAACCAUGGAAGAUAACUGGAGGCUGGCUGAGAUGCUGCUGCAGAGCGGGGCCAGAGUCGAUGCCAGAAACAACCAUAAACAAACAGCUCUGUUUUAUGCAGUUUCCAGGAAUAAUGAGAAAACAGUGACAGUCCUUCUAAACGCAGGGGCUAAAGUUGACUGUGAUGUAAUAAAUGAAGCUCUUAAGCUCAAUGAAGAAUCAAUUCUCCGUCUGCUGCUUGAUAAUGUCAGAGCUCUGAGUGAAGAAGCGCUGGGCUCUGCUCUCUUCUCGGCUGUUAAACAGAACGAUGAUGGAGUUGUAACCGUUCUCAUAGACAGCGGAGCAAAUGUGAACAUGUUAGACAAACAGGGGUACACUCCUCUCCUGUUGUCAGCUGAGCUGGGGCACACUGAAGUCUUCCGAGUGCUAGUGGCAAAACAGGCCAAACUGGAUGCUACUUUAUCCGACCUCUCCUCAGCGUUGCACCUGGCUGUCCACAGUGGCAGUGUGCCCAUAGUGCAGACGUUGCUGGAAAGGGGAUUAGACCCCAACAUUACUGGACCUAAAGCCCAAACCCCUCUACACCUGGCAGCUCAGUGCAAUAGGCCAGAAUUUGUUGAUCUGUUGCUAAGAGCUGGAGCACAGGUAAAUGCAGUAGCCCAGGAUGGACUGACCCCUCUGCAUAUAGCCAGUCAGCAGGGCCAUGCAGACCCAGUGAUCCAGAUUCUUCAAGGCAAGGCAGACCCAGGAGUCAAAGACAGGGUAGGGAGGACAGCCUUGCACUGGGCAGCCUCUUCCAAGGGAGAAAGCUGUGUGGUAGACUUGCUGCUGUCGGCCAAAGCCAACCCAAACACCACUGAUAACGAGAAAAAAACUGCCCUCCACCUAGCUGCUGAGGAGGGGAAAGUAGAUGCUGUGACUUCACUAUUGUCCCACAAGGCAAAGGGAGGGGCUAAAGACAUGGAUGGCUCCACACCUCUCCAUUACGCAGCCGCUGGUGGGCAUGCCAGCGUGGUUUCAGCUCUUCUACAGUUACUCAACAACAAGGGGAUAGAGGAGAGGAAUGCAUGGAGGAAAACGCCACUUCAUGCUGCAGCUGAGAAGGGCCACGAUAGUGUAGCUGUGCUACUCCUGGAGGCCGGGGCAAAGAUCAACAGCACCGAUCACAGCAAAGACACUCCUCUGCACUGUGCUGCACGAGGUGGACACCAGGAGGUAGUAAAGAGGCUUGUAAACUGGGGCCAAGCUGGGCACACGGGACGGCAGAAGAAGGUGAAUCUGCAGGCUACCAAUAAUGUGGGGAAGACACCACUGCAGGUGGCAGAGAGUGGAGACACACCAGAGCAUGAGAACGUUGCAACUUUACUCAUGAGAAAGAUGUUUCUUAUCAAAUAAAAGGGGAGACGUUGAGAGAGCAAACAACAGGAAGUGCAAAUAUAGCUCAAUGAUAUUAUUACCUUUUAUCUAUCAAUAUGUUCAGGAACUCAAAUCACUGAUGAAACCAUAUCUCAACCCUUGCAUCACAUCUUGUGGAAGUUGUUGGAGUCUUUUUUUUUGUAUGACUUAUUGAUAGAAACAAAAAAUGAAUACAGAAACAAAAGCAUGAAGUAGUGUAAUUCUUGUUUAGACAUUAGAAUAGACUUCAAAGGCUUGUUGUUGGGCUUUUAUCUUUGGUAAUGAAGCAAAUACUCCUCAAUCAGAAAAUGCUAUGUCACAAUAAUGGGUUGAAACACUUUCACUCAAACAUGGUCUAAAGUAUAAUGUUAUUAUGUAAAACAUGUUUUGAGCAAAUGCAAAAAAUAUUGCACAGAAACAAAUAAAACAUAAAUAUCUCAGAGAAAUCAAAAACCUGUAGGCAACUUCAAUGUAAAAAACCCUCAUGUUUACUGUAAUGUUGACAUUUUCAAAAUAUUGCUGCCAGAUUCCAUUGAAUGGACGCAGGAGAGUGUCAUGAAAAUACUUUUUUACCGGUCAGUUAUAAAUUGUUCCAUAAUGCAUUUUUUUUUAAAUUUAUAAAGUGUUUUAUUAAAUGGUCAUUUAAAUUAUCCUACUAAACGUAUUUGUUAAAAGUGUUAAAUGAUAAAAAAUGUUAUAUAAAGCAUUUAAUGAUCA
Molecule: messenger RNA, 3094 nt
Organism: Siniperca chuatsi (mandarin fish)
Lineage: Eukaryota; Metazoa; Chordata; Actinopteri; Centrarchiformes; Sinipercidae
Product: CARD- and ANK-containing Inflammasome Adaptor Protein
Exons: 4
Coding region: 50-2377 (775 amino acids)
Biological process (GO): regulation of apoptotic process
Cellular component (GO): cytoplasm
Molecular function (GO): protein binding
Source: RefSeq, a predicted model, not a curated record